Colletotrichum acutatum is the source of this 348-nucleotide messenger RNA. Its product is annotated as transcription initiation factor IIA. Gene Ontology annotation, molecular function: RNA polymerase II general transcription initiation factor activity; TBP-class protein binding. Gene Ontology annotation, cellular component: transcription factor TFIIA complex. The transcript is spliced from 3 exons. Gene Ontology annotation, biological process: RNA polymerase II preinitiation complex assembly; transcription initiation at RNA polymerase II promoter. Lineage: Eukaryota; Fungi; Ascomycota; Sordariomycetes; Glomerellales; Glomerellaceae. Bases 1 to 348 code for a protein of 115 amino acids. The record is from RefSeq and is a predicted model, not a curated record.
AUGGCCGCCGCACCUCAAUCUUUCUACGAGCUUUACCGCCGUAGCAGCAUCGGCCUUGCGCUGACAGAUAUGCUGGACGAUCUUAUCAGCGAGGAGCGCAUUCACCCUCAGUUGGCGAUGAAGAUUCUGGCCAAUUUCGAUCAGGCUAUCACAGAGGCCCUGCAAAAGAGCGUCAAGGCCCGCUUGACUUUCAAGGGAAGCUUGAGCACCUACCGAUUCUGCGACGAAGUCUGGACGUUUCUUAUUAAGAACGUUCAAUUCAAGCUGGAUAAUGGUGGGCAGAUUGUGACCGCCGACAAGGUCAAGAUCGUCAGCUGCAACGCCAAGAAGCCUGGUGAAGGCCCUUGA